This is a messenger RNA of Ilex paraguariensis (yerba mate), 929 nucleotides long. The record is from the annotation of a GenBank genome assembly. Lineage: Eukaryota; Viridiplantae; Streptophyta; Magnoliopsida; Aquifoliales; Aquifoliaceae.
AUGGGUUUCGUUUAUCUUGCCAUCAAGAUACCGAAGGCUAUUACCAUCGCAUUCUUCGUGAACUUAGUAAACCAUCUGAAAUUCAUGGUUAUAGGGGCACUCACUCAUCUGGGUCUGUACAAACCACCACCAGAAGAAGAGAAUUCCAGGGAUAAUUGGAACAAUUAUAUUCUGAUAUUAGAUGGGCCAUCUCCAUCAUUAGUCCCAAUCCCAGUCCACGUCGUAACAGAAGCCAUCAGGAAGAGAGUCCCAGUAGUCCAUUACGGCGAUUUCCUCGAAAGAUUUGGAGCAAAGGAAGCUGGAGGAAAGGUAUGCACAAUCUGCUUGGAUUGCAUAGAGAAGAGGCAUGAGAUUAGGGAGCUUUCCAACUGUAGCCAUGUUUUCCAUAGAGAGUGCCUUGAUACUUGGGUAGAUGAGGGUCAGGUCACUUGCCCUUUGUGCAGAUCUAUGCUGCUUUCGCCUAAGAAAAUUUUGGCUAGGUGUGGUGGUGGAGGAGGAGAUCCAACAGGGGCUUCGGAAAGGAAUAACAAUUUGAUUGGUGAAGGCCAUUCCAGCCGUGCAAGUUGACUUUGGUGUCAUUAUCCUCAAGCGCCAACGUGAUUAACCUGUGAGUUGUAACUUAGAAGUAGGCUCCAGAUUGUAUCAUGUCAUGUGUGAUUAUUAGUGUUCUGUUUCUUUAUUGUUCCUUUUUCUUUAUAUCCGAUGACAACCGAGCAUAGACACCCCAUUAUUCAAGGGGACAUGAACUACUUUCUUCUUGAGUCAGUCAUGAACGCAGAACAACCAUCCAUACUCUCUACUUGCAAAAAAAUACCCUUCUCUAAGGAUAUGGCGCAUGUCUGGCCAUGGAAGUCUAACAUGGAACCAAAUGUGUUUUCACAUGUUUAUGAUUAAUGAUGUUCUUAGAGAAAACAUCUGUGACUACAUUU